Drosophila virilis is the source of this 6029-nucleotide messenger RNA. NCBI's taxonomy places the organism in Eukaryota, Metazoa, Arthropoda, Insecta, Diptera, Drosophilidae. The record is from RefSeq and is a predicted model, not a curated record.
CAACAACAGCAACAACAGCAACAGCAACAACAACAGCAGCAGCAACAACAGCACAGGCGACGGCAGCAGCAGCUGGAAACAAAUCUAGCUAAAAAGAGCAAGAGCGAGAGUAAGAGUAAGAGAAUAAGUGAGAGAGAUAGAGAGAGAGAGAGAAAGAAAGAGAAAGAGAGAGAGAGAGAGGCGGGUGUUCGUGGGUGUGGGUGUGAAUACUGUGGUUGAAAGCAUGCCAAAUGGAAAUGAGAAGCGCGCGAAGUGGCGGCAACUUUUCCACUGAAUUGAUUCGAGCAGAAGUCACAGGAUACGCGGUGUAGAUAGCAGCAACAAUUUGCAUAAUUUUCAGCAGCGGACACGCCAGCAACAUAAGCAGCAGCAGCAGCCAAGGGCAUAAAAAGGCGCCAAAACAAUACAAAUACAAGUAAUAAAUAAAUGAAAAAUAGCAGAAAAAAAAACAUAAUAGACAAUGUAAGCAACGGUACUCAAAAUUCAUAAAAAUAAAAAUAAAAAUAAAUCAACACACAAAAUACGUCGAAGCCAACGAAAACGCGCGCAAAACGCGAGUGUAACGCGCGUGAAACUCUACAAAGCAAAACAAAAAACAACAAACGGAACAACAACAACAAAACGGCCGCAAAGUUUGCCUAUAAAUGUACCAGGACAGCAGCUGCAGCAGCAGUAGUCGACGUGGCAGUGCAGCAACAGCAACAACAACAGCAGCAGCGGCAGCAUCAGCAGCAGCAGCAGCAGCGACGGCAGAAACUGGGGACGAGGACACGUUCGAGGCGCUGACAAUAAUAACAACAACAACCAUAACAACGACAGCUGAUGCUAAAGUUGGCGCUGCCGAGGCAACAACAACAACAACAACAACCACCACAUUGAUAACAGCAGCAACAAGCGCCGCAGCAACAACAGCAGCAACAGCAACAUCAGCAACAGCAACAACAGCAACGAGCGCAGCAAUCGACAGCGCAGCCAGCAGCAACAACAGCGACGACGACGACGACGACGACGUCUACACCGACGCCGACUUAGAUAUUGAGUGCACCACUGCGCACGGCUCCCGCUUGCCAUCCUCAAACCUAAGCAACAGCAGCAGCAGCUGCGGACAUGCCGCGCUGUUCUGCGACGCACGACGACAACAACAGCAGCAACAGCAGCUACAACAGCAGCAGCAACAGCAGCAGCAACAGCAGCAGCAACAGCAGCAGCAACAGCAGCAGCAACAGCAACGGCAGCAACAGUUGCAGCUGCAACAAACGCAACGCGCCGCCGCUGCCCUAAACGCCGAUGUACGGCUGCUGCGCAAAAUUGGAUAUAUUGCAUCCCGGGUGCGCUGCCUGGCCAAGUAUUACGGCGACUUUCGCCUGGUCAAUCCGUACAGUGCACAGCGGCAGCGACGCCAGCUGCAGGAGAUAUUGCUAAAGCACUCGAUAUUCGUUCCGGGACGCGAGCGCGAACGGGCGCUGUUGCUGGCCGCGGCAGCGGCGGCCGUUGGCGCAGCCACAGCAGCAACUGCAACAACAACAACAACAGCAACAGCAACAGCGGCAAUUGUGAGUCGCAGUCAGAGCUGCAGCAGCAGCUGCUUUGAGCCGGAGCAACAGGACGAGGCAGAGCAGCUACAUCUACAACAGCAGCAGGCAUACGAAUCGGAGCUAGAUCCAGAUUUCGCUGAGGAGGACGAGGAGCUGGCAUUUGUCACAGCGACAGCAACAACAGCAACCACAACCACAACCACAACAACAGCAACAGCGACAGCAACAGUGCGACGCAAGUCUUCAGCAAGCAGCACAGCUAGUGGUGCAGCAACGGCAACGGCAACCGCUACCGCAACGGCAACAGCAAGCGCAUCCGCCAGCGGAUCGAGCAGCACAUCUGCAUCGCUCUUAACGGCAGCCACGCCCAUAGCGCUGCUGGAGGAGCUGCUUGUGCAGUUGUACGAGGAUCAGGAUCAGUGUGGCAGCAAGCUGACUGUCAUACGCAGACGAAUCGCCUGCACUGACAACCUAAACAACCUUAACAACAACAACAACGACAACAAUAACAGCAGCAGCAGCAGCAACAACAACAGCAACAGUAACACAGCUGCCAGCGCGGCAGCAACUGUUGCCGGCGAUAUUGCUGUUGUGCUGCCCACCAGCAGCAGCAGCACCGGCGUCGGCGUUCCUAGUCAGCACCAGGCACGCGCCUAUCUGCAGCCCUCGCUGGAUGCCGAUAACCCGCGUCGGCGUCGCGCCAGCGACUGCUCAGCGGUGCAGGCCGCAGCCGCACUCUCCAAUCAACUGCACUGCAUCACGCUGAAGAACAACAAUUGCACAGCGGCCGCGGCAACAGCCGGCAAGCUGCCCUUUCAUCGCGGCAGCUGCGGCGCCGCUGGUGAGCAUCUUCUGGCCGCCAAUUCAAUUGCAAAUCGCGCCACCAUUAUUCUGAGCAAGUCCUGCAGCAAUGUGGACGGCGAUGUCAGCCUGACGACAACCGUCGGCAACAAGCUGCGCGCCAGCGCCACCGACAUUGAAAGCAACUCGAAUGCGCUGAACGGUGGCCGCAUGGAAGCUAUGCAGGCCAUUGCCGAUGCGGCAUCUAACAAUGGCAACAAUGAGUACAGCAUUCUCCAGUUGAACAAUACGAUCAUCCAGUGUCAUUUCAAUGAUGAUGAUUUUCGCGCCCUUGUCAAGGAUCUCAAGCGCAAGGUUGAGUACACGGAGCGCAUGAAUUGGCUAUGUCUCUCCAAUCGGCCAUUGGGCCCGCCACAUCGCAAGAGCAGUCUACCAAAGCAUCAGGAAGUGAAGCGUCGCUUCCUGGAAAUUUGUGAUACUAACUUUUCGGAUGAGGUGAAGGCGGCCCUGCGUCUGCCGGCCUUCGAUUCGUAUGAAUGGGGCGAUGCAGAUGUCAUACACCUAAUGCAGACCAUGUUCCUCGAGCUUGGCUUCGUUGAGAAGUUUAGCAUACCCGUCGAUACGCUGCGCGAAUGGCUCUAUGAGGUCUACAAGCACUACAAUGAGGUGCCAUUUCAUAAUUUCCGGCAUUGUUUCUGUGUCGCCCAAAUGAUGUACGCGAUUACACGUCAAGCGAAUUUACUGAACCGUCUGGGCGAUCUGGAAUGCCUCAUAUUGCUCGUGUCCUGCAUUUGCCAUGACCUCGAUCAUCCUGGGUAUAACAACAUCUAUCAGAUCAAUGCACGCACCGAACUGGCGCUCAGAUAUAAUGACAUCUCGCCGUUGGAGAAUCAUCAUUGCUCGAUUGCAUUCCGCCUGCUGGAGCAUCCCGAGUGCAAUAUAUUCAAGAACUUUAGCCGGGACACAUUCAACACCAUACGGGAGGGCAUCAUCCGCUGUAUCCUGGCCACCGAUAUGGCGCGCCACAACGAGAUCCUCACGCAGUUUAUGGAGAUAACGCCCAUCUUUGACUACAACAAUCGUGCGCACAUCAAUCUGCUGUGCAUGAUACUCAUCAAGGUGGCGGACAUCUCGAACGAGGCACGGCCCAUGGACGUGGCUGAACCCUGGUUGGAUCGCUUGCUCCAAGAGUUCUUUGCACAGAGCGCCGCCGAAAAGUCCGAAGGGCUGCCGGUGACACCGUUCAUGGAUCCCGAUAAGGUGAGCAAGCCCGGCUCCCAGGUGCGCUUCAUUGGGCUCGUCCUAUUGCCGCUCUUCGAGGCGCUCGGCGAACUGGUGCCGGAGCUAACGGAGCUGAUUAUCAUACCCGUGCGCAUUGCACUGGAGUAUUACAGGCGACUCAACGAUGCGCAGACAAAGACGCGCAAAUCCGUGGCAGACAGCAACGCCUCGGCCACAUCCGAUAGCAACAGCGGCAACAUGGACUCGAACGCGGCCAUGGUCAGCACGCCGGGCAACAGCACGGCUGAUAAAUUAUUGAUGGACAAACAAGCGACAGGCCCAACUGCUGGCUCUGGUGCCGCUGGCGGCGGAGGUGGAGGCGGUAGCAGCUCACCCCAAAUGCCACGAUCCGGUUCAGGCAUCAGCGUGAAGUCGCGCCGCAGCAUACCCUCACAGAAGUCCGCAUCGCGCACAUCUGUGGAUGAGCCAGGCGGCAUGGCCGCCGAACUGCACGAUCUGCCCGAGGGCAGCGAAAGUGGCGACUCUGAAACGGCCACCGAGGUGGAUGUGGCCGAGAAGACAUCUAAAUUCAAAGUGGACACAGAGGGCUGCAGCAAUCGCAGCAAAUCCUCGCACUCCACCUCGCGCAAAUCGUCGCGCGAGAAGCGUCCCUCGAUGAUUGGCGAACUUUGCAGCAGCGGCGGUGGCCAGCGCAUGCGCAACUCCUAUGGCAACAUCCAUGGCUAUCAUGCCAAUCGCUGUCAAUUUGGCAGCAAUCGCGCCGUCAGCCUCGACCAGUACAGCACCAAUAAUCGUCGUCUGUCCGAUGGCCUGCCGCAGGUCAUCUCCGACAGCAAUGUGUUUUAUGGACGCCACAAUCGCAACAGCCUGGAGCAGCAGCUGGCACAGCGGGCCGCUGGGCGUGCCGCCGAGGACCUCAACAUGAACACUAGCAACAACCAGGCGCCAGUGGCACCAGUGCUCCAGCAGCCGCUCUUGCAGCAAUCGUUGCUGCCUACUGCACAGCAGCUGCAACAGAUGCAGCAGCAGCAGCAGCAGCAGCAAGAGAAGGAUAAGGAUAAGUUGCCAGCCACAGCAGCUCCAACAGCAACAACAACCACCAAAGCAGCAACUGUUGCUGCAGCUACCACUAAUGGCAACAUAUCGCCGACGCUCAACCAAACGCUGGCCAGCAAUGGUAGCGCCGCAACUGCAACUGCAACUGUUGCCGACGAGCAGCAGCAGCAACAGCAGCACCAGCAACAGCAGCAGCAACAGCAGCAGCCCGGGGGCAGCAACAGCAGCAGCUCAUGGAAGUCGCGUUUGCGUCAAUUUUCAGACUACUUUACCUUCAGCUUUGACAAGGGUAACAAACGCUUUGGCAGCACACGCAGCAGCCCUUGCGCCGUCCGCGGCAACAACAAUGCGCCGGCCAACGACAGCAGCAGCAACAAUACCGACAACAACAGCGCCGACAAAGUACAAGUGGCAGCCACCUGUUGCACCAUUUCGAAUAGCCUGCCCUCGCCAGGCGUCCAGGCUGUCGGACCAGGCAUGGCGGUUGGCGUGGCCAGGCAUCGGGCCUACAGCCUGGACGUGCCCUGCAGCCGACAUGCCGCAACACGCUACUCAUCCGCUGACAGCAGCAGCCGCAAAUCGUCGCGUCACGACGAGCAAAACAACAGCAACAAUAGCAACAACACGCUCCACAGCGGCAGCGGCAUCAUCGGCGAACUAUCCGGCGUACGCAUACGGAUUGGCAGCGCCGAGGAUGGCGGCAGUGAGUAUGCAUCUGGUGCUGUUGAUGCUGCUGGCGGUGUGGCUGGUGAUGCUGGUAGCGUUGUCAUCGAGCCACCAAGACUUUUGCCCCCCAGCAUUAGCUGUGAGCUGGGUUUGGCCAGUGGCUCCUCGUCGGAGGCGGUGCCAAAGAUUUGACAACAGGGGAGCUCCGAUACGACAAACACAAAUACAAAUAAUUCGCUCUGCAAUCAGGCGGCGUUCCACACGGCCGAAGCUGAGGCAAUCGUCAAUGAUAGCGACGAUGCGGACGGCAGCAGUGAGGCGGAUGCACUGCACCAGGACAGCUCCAGUUGCGAGGUAUCAUCGAUGACGAUGACCGUGUGGUCGGCCAUUGGCCAUCGGCUCAAUGCGCUCGUCUGCCAUUGCUGUGAGCGGAAGUUGCCCGAGCCGGAGAAUGUGUAAGAAGGAGACGCCAAAUAUAGUUAGCUGAAACGGAAACGAAAAUGAAUCACACACAUUGCCAUUGCUAUCGAUAAUCGUUUAUCGAUACCAUGCCACUAAUCGCCUAUCACCAAUACACAUGAGUAAUAAUUUAUUGAGUUUAGCUUAUCGGUAAUCGUUGGUCAAUAACAUGCAUCAUCUAUCGCCUAUCGGUAGCAUAUCUACAUUAACGUUUGACAUCCAUCGAUAAUACAGCAACAAUCAUUUAUCAUCUUUUGAUGACACACCAUA